GGCAAGAUGCAUAUUGUAAAGCGAGCGAAGGAGAUGACAUGCUUCGACUACCUGCUUAUCCACGUGCACUUAUAUAAUGUACUGGCUAAAAAUAUGAUACCAGCGAUAAACGAAAAAUACGCCACCGCGACAGUGUCGUUAGUGCGUUGGAGCAGUGACAGCGUAACGAGUGAGAAGCUUAUCAAAAUAAAGGCAGAACGAGUCGCUUUACCCAUUCGUAUUUACGCGGGUCAUCCUCUGUCACUUGGAUCGUCGACAUCGUCGGCGCGUCCCCAGGUGGCGUGCUACUUGGAUCGAACUUCGUAUCGUCGUUAACAUCGUUAAAUCUCCCCGCUGUUUUCUUCUACCUCCCCACCGCCCCUUGCACUCAGUAUUCGCUGCAAUCGCUGGGCAUCGAACAAGCAACGUCGAGCGACGCGGUGCGUGCGUUGCGUGCAUAAUUUCGUAUUCCGCGAUUCUCAUUCAACUCGCCUCGAUUCUGCACGCGCGCGCGCGCGUGCGCAUCCCGCCACGCGUAUUGCAGUUUGCAGUUUUCGCAAAAUCGAAGAGCAGAAGAAUUGGCCGCACCGGAGCUAGAUCCGCUUCGGAGGAAUUUUGUGCGGCGAUGAGCGACGCGAGGUAGAAGAAAACGCAGACGAAGGGGAAAAAGCGGACGCUGAUUAAUCAGCGAGUGAUAAACGAAAGAGAGAGAGAGAGAGAGAGAGAGAGAGAGAGAGAGAGAGA
This is a messenger RNA of Atta colombica, 723 nucleotides long. RefSeq lists its product as uncharacterized. The coding region runs from base 7 to 315 and encodes 102 amino acids. NCBI's taxonomy places the organism in Eukaryota, Metazoa, Arthropoda, Insecta, Hymenoptera, Formicidae. The transcript has 2 exons. The record is from RefSeq and is a predicted model, not a curated record.